CCACAGGAAUUAAUUUUCAUUGUUUUUCUUUUUCCUGUUGGAGAAAGUAAGCAGAGAACAGCUGCUUGGAUGGCUUCCCAUGGUGAGUGGUUGGGGCACAUUCCUCUCUGGCUGCUUGUGGCCUGGACAGCCAGAAGGAAGCCAUGCUGUGCUGCUUCAACCUCAGCUUUCCUCUUGAAUUUCCUAGAAAAGUCUUUGGUCUGCACCUCCAGUUCAGCAUAUUCAGGACCCCCCUUCAUCAUAACUUGGUCAUUACCCUGCUCAGGCCAAGGUCCUCUGAGAGCUCCAACCGUCUUCACUCCCUGUAAAAGGCAGGCAGAACAGCCAGAGGAGCAGAGAGACCAAGAAACAUUGUGAAAUCUCCAACUCUUGCCCUCCAACAUGAAAGUCUCUGGAGCACUUCUGUGCCUGCUGCUCAUAACAGCAGCCUUCAGCCCCCAGGGGCUUGCUCAGCCAGUUAAGGCCCCUCUUCCCUUCAUCUCUCCCUUCCUUUUUCUCUGUUUCUCUCUUCUAGAAAGCCCUAAGCCCAGACACAUCCUCAAAGGCUUUUCCUUUGUAACUUUAUUUCUAAGUGAACUCAAUGUCCCAUCCAUCUGCUGCUUCACAUUUAGCAGUAAGAAGAUCUCCUUGCAGAGGCUGAAGAACUAUCAGAUCACCAACAGGCAGUGUCCCCAGAAGGCUGUCAACUUCAGAACCAAACUGGGCAAGGAGAUCUGUGCCGACCCAAAGGAGAAAUGAGUUCAGAAUUAUAUGAAAUGCCUGGGCCAGAAAGCUCACACCCCGAAGACUUGAACUCUGCUGCCCACACUGAAAUCAAGCCAGAGUAUGCAAAGUGACUUUUCCAUUCUCCUCUGGCCUCCUCAUCUAUACUUUGGAGUAUUUCUACCAUCCUUUGCAAAUAGAAUGCGUUCUGUUUUGUGAUGCAAAAUGUACUCUGUGUUAAGUAAUGUUGACUGUUAUUUGAAUUGUUGCUGGUUUGGAGUUUGAGUAUGGGUGAUCUUUUUUAAAGCAAGGCCUUGAGCAAGUUGGUUCCUGUCUGUGGGCUGCCGUGCCUUCCACUGUGAGCCACUGGCCGUGGGUUUGUCUUCUGCUGGCAGGGGUUGAGAGUGUGCCCGUGGGAGUCACGGACAUGAAGGGUUGCUGCAAGGCAGGGAGGAGAACUCUUCGUGAAUGUCAGGUGUUGCUAAAUAUGUUAUUGUGGAAAGACGAAUGCAAUAAUAGGCCUGCUGACAUUUUGCAGAAAAUACACUUUAUUUAAAGUCUCUUA
Sapajus apella (tufted capuchin) is the source of this 1267-nucleotide messenger RNA. RefSeq names its product C-C motif chemokine ligand 13 (gene CCL13). Gene Ontology annotation, cellular component: extracellular region. NCBI's taxonomy places the organism in Eukaryota, Metazoa, Chordata, Mammalia, Primates, Cebidae. The record is from RefSeq and is a predicted model, not a curated record. Gene Ontology annotation, molecular function: chemokine activity; CCR chemokine receptor binding. The transcript is spliced from 3 exons. Gene Ontology annotation, biological process: inflammatory response; positive regulation of ERK1 and ERK2 cascade; immune response.